ACGAUCGAGCACGAACUCGCCCUCAAGCACAAAUACGAUCUCGAGAAAGUGGAGGCAGCAACGAGGGCACAGGCGAAGGCAGCCAGAGAAAACAAAGAUGUUAAUUUGGAGCAGAUGAGGGCGAGUGAGGAGGAGAGACGCAAGACGGUCAUAGAAAAAAUUAAGACAAGCGGCGCGGUGAUUGGGGCAGGAUUAGAGCAGUUUGUGACCGAUCGAACGAAAAUAAUAUCGGCAGUAUGUUUGAUAAUAAAUAAAUACUAG
Molecule: messenger RNA, 261 nt
Organism: Anisakis simplex (herring worm)
Lineage: Eukaryota; Metazoa; Nematoda; Chromadorea; Rhabditida; Anisakidae
Source: the annotation of a GenBank genome assembly